CUCCAGCGCUGCAGAGGGAGGGGGCGGCCCGGCCCGGCCCAACUCUGCCCCCGGCCGGCCCGACCCCGGCCCCGGCCCCCGGACAAGCCCUUAUCUGAUCCGAGCUCGGGGUUUAAGAGUCUUGGCCCUGCCCGUCGCACAGCUCCGCUCGUCACUCCUGCCCGCCCCGUCUGUUCAUCUGUCCAGCUGCCAGGCGGUCCAUCCGUGCAACUACUCCACCUGCGAGCCAAGAUGACAUCGGUUGCUAAGGUCUAUUACAGUCAGACAACCCAGACAGAAAGCAGGCCCCUAGUGGCCCCAGGAAUACGACGGAGGAGGGUCCUAACAAAAGAUGGCCGGAGCAACGUGAGGAUGGAGCACAUUGCUGACAAGCGUUUCCUCUACCUCAAGGACCUAUGGACGACCUUCAUUGACAUGCAAUGGCGCUACAAGCUUCUGCUCUUUUCCGCAACCUUUGCAGGCACCUGGUUCCUCUUUGGUGUGGUGUGGUAUCUGGUAGCUGUGGCCCAUGGGGACCUGUUGGAGCUGGGACCCCCUGCCAACCACACCCCCUGUGUCGUUCAGGUGCACACACUCACUGGAGCCUUCCUCUUCUCCCUCGAAUCCCAGACCACCAUUGGCUAUGGCUUCCGUUAUAUCAGCGAGGAGUGCCCUCUGGCCAUUGUGCUCCUUAUUGCACAGUUGGUGCUCACCACCAUCCUCGAGAUCUUCAUCACAGGUACUUUCCUGGCAAAGAUUGCCCGGCCCAAGAAGAGGGCUGAGACUAUCCGUUUCAGCCAACAUGCAGUUGUAGCCUCCCACAACGGGAAGCCUUGCCUUAUGAUUCGAGUUGCCAAUAUGCGUAAGAGUCUCCUCAUUGGAUGCCAGGUGACAGGCAAACUGCUUCAGACCCACCAGACAAAGGAGGGUGAGAAUAUUCGGCUCAACCAGGUCAAUGUGACUUUUCAAGUAGACACGGCCUCUGAUAGCCCCUUUCUUAUUCUACCCCUGACCUUCUACCACGUGGUAGAUGAGACAAGUCCCUUGAGAGAUCUCCCCCUCCGCAGUGGGGAGGGGGACUUCGAACUGGUGCUGAUCCUGAGUGGGACAGUGGAGUCCACCAGCGCCACCUGUCAAGUUCGCACUUCCUACCUACCGGAGGAGAUCCUCUGGGGCUAUGAGUUCACACCUGCUAUCUCACUGUCAGCCAGUGGCAAAUACAUAGCCGACUUCAGCCUUUUUGAUCAAGUUGUGAAGGUGGCUCCCCCUGGUGGUCUCCGUGAUAGCACGGUACGCUACGGAGACCCAGAAAAGCUCAAAUUGGAAGAAUCAUUACGAGAACAAGCUGAAAAGGAAGGCAGUGCCCUUAGUGUUCGCAUCAGCAAUGUCUGACUUCCUGUCUUCUCCUCCCCAGCCCUUUGGCCUUCUCCCCUUUCAGUGCCUUGGGAAAAGGAGACUAUCUGGGUUCUCUGGAGAAGCCCAGAAGCACUCAUCCUCUGCUUCCCCUUCCUUAAGUGGAUGGCCUGU
Molecule: messenger RNA, 1506 nt
Organism: Phodopus roborovskii (desert hamster)
Lineage: Eukaryota; Metazoa; Chordata; Mammalia; Rodentia; Cricetidae
Gene: Kcnj10
Product: potassium inwardly rectifying channel subfamily J member 10
Exons: 2
Coding region: 232-1371 (379 amino acids)
Biological process (GO): potassium ion import across plasma membrane; regulation of monoatomic ion transmembrane transport
Cellular component (GO): plasma membrane
Molecular function (GO): inward rectifier potassium channel activity
Source: RefSeq, a predicted model, not a curated record